GACGUCAGCGCGCAGCGGCGGUGCAGUGAUGCGCGGCGAUUGGGUGAGCGCGGAGCUAAACUCUGUUGUUCAGUAAAAAGACAAGAUACCGAUAACAAAAACAACAGCUGCGGCCGCAUGGGGCCAACUAAAGACACAUUCGCACUUUUCGGGAUCACACUAUAAACAUUUCGGAUGCCACGAUGGCUGCAAACUUCACCAUUUCCGACAGCGAGUCAGAGUCAUCGGAAGAGGUAAAGGAAGAAGAAAAUAACCAAUCAUCAAGUGGACAACAGCAGCAGGUUUUUCAACGUCAAGCCCUCACCCUACCUGAGCUCAGAAUGGCAGCGUCCGGUCGAAUCAGGCUGAACUCAGAGUCCCACGCUUCCACUGUCUCCAGAGACGGGGAGCUCCAGGCGAGGGGGGAAGACGAGGCUGGUACGCCCACUGAGGGAGCUCCAUUCCGGGGACGGUCCAAGUCAGCGCCUCCUGCCUUGUGGGCAGCCAAGAAAUACGGCCAGCAGCUGCGAAGGAUGAGCGACGAGUUUGACAGCCUGCUCGAUAAAAGGGAAAUGAAGAGGGUAAGGAGUGCUGGGACGGCCAAACAGAUGCACCACUCUAAAAGCUGGUGGAGCUACCUCUUUAGUCACCAGGAGGCCGAGGGAGAGAACAGCCACCAUGAAAACCACACACACCGCACUGAGUAGGCACCGAGAGAGGAAAUAGGAGUGCUACAAGGUUUGAGGAAUGGAGGAAUCGAUGGGAAUGACAAGAAAGCAAUGGGGAAGCCAAGAAAACAGUUGUGAUGAGAACAAUGAGACCUGCUCUGAGAAGUGACGGAAAAAAGGUUUGUUUUGAACAAAAAGAGGCAUGGCUAAGUGGAUGGCUGAGUGUCCCAUGUCAUUUUUCUAUCAUUACAUUUAAAAAAAAAAAAAAAAAAAAAAUUAUUGUAUUUGUUUGUUUGUAUUGUUGGGUGCCGCAUUGUGAAAGGGUAAACAUCAGUCAGGCAUGAGGAUAACCCUACAGAAUGGAGAAAAUGAUGGAGAGAUGAUCUCUUGAAAACACAAAAGAAAGACUAGCAUAUAAGUGGAUUUCAGAGGUGACCACUCAGUUAAAAGAUGCUUACCAUUUCAGUUGUCUCUCCCAUCAGCACUAUGCAAUAUACUGUAGAUGGAGAGAUAAAUGUACUGAAAUCAAAGCACCUGAGACCUCCGUGAAUGCUGUUAGAAUUUCCUUCCUUGUUUUCUUGAGGAAGUCCCCAAUGUCACUGCGUUACUAAUGCUUAUUUUGCUCCAAAUGUUUGUGCUUGACAAACACAAGCUAAUGGAGAUCACUGUAAUUGUGUGCCAAAAUGAUCCGCAGGCAACAGAGGAAAGAGUAUAAAAAAGGAAGGAUUUUUUUAAAGUAUUCAACACAGGCCUUCAUCCAGCUUCCUGUUCUGCUACCUGCAAGCCAGUACCAUUUAAACAGCUGUACUCGACUAUCAUUAACUGCUUUAUAUCUCAAAUUUAUCAAAAGGAGAACAAUCUCGUACAAGGACAAUCUCUGCAGAAAUAAUAUCUUUUGUAAAACUUCAGGGUUAGAUUAUAUCUGAAGAAAAUGACAUUAAACAUACUUAUAAAAGCACAAACCAAUAUGAAUCUAUCUUUUUAAUGCCUUGCAUUAGCAAAAAAAAAAAACAGACUUUGGAAUUUUUAUGUGUAAAUAUUUUGUUAAUAUUUUAUCAAAUGGCGAAGGUGGUUUAGCCAGAAUUUUAUUUUACGAGGUUACCAUUCUAUUUAAUAAGUUUGGCCAACCUAGCAAUAGGCAGUGAACAAUCCAUGGCUGUUGUGAUAAAUGUUAUGUGCAUAUUUAGAGAUGUGGGUGGGAAUGAAUUAACUGCUGUACAAGGAGCCAACACACUAGCCUUUGGCCCCAUUUCCUCACUAACCAGUGCAUAUAGAAGAUGGAUUUAGAGUCUAGUCACAUUGAAACACAGGUGUAGGGGUUUAAACAGGAUUUUUCCCAACUGUCUGCCAAGUUUGUUUAGGAAAGUGAGUUUCCAGUCCUGUUGGGUUUAUAAAACAAUUUGUUUUGCAGUUUCAUCUGCAUUGAGAUGUGAAUAAUAUGGGAUCUUGACCUAUCAAGCCUUAGGUCUAGGAGUGCUGAUCUGAUGCCAGAUUUGCUAUUUUUGUUGGCACACACAAUAUGACCUUUGUGGGAGUUAUUACUAUUCAUAUUAAUGAUUCUAAAUUAAGAUCAGCACUUCUACACAGCUGGGUAAAUAUGAUUAGGCUAUUUGUGACUUGUUUAUCAAUAUGUGAUUAUUGAAAAUGGUAAUAGGUUUGUUCUACUUGUGUCUUAUUCUCUUCUUCUCGACUUGUAGGGUUGAGUUGUGAAGUGCUCGGGUGUGCAGGCUGGGGGCUGCAUUUGUAUCGUCUUUAAACUGAAACUUCGCUCCCCCUUUUUUUUUAUAGCUUUUCUUAAACUUGGUUAUGAAAUUUUAAAGUUUUAAGAGAAUUCUCGACAAUCUGAAUAGCACCACCUUUUUCAAGAUUCACCCAAGUCUACCAUGUGUUGAAUAACAUAUGCAUCACCCUGACUGUAAAAUGAAUUGACUGAAAAAUUUUUGGUGACCCUUCAAAUUGAAUUGGUAUCUGGUAUGAAGGUCCCAACACAAGUAAUACUGUUAGACUCAGCUGUGACAUCUAAACUACUUAGUCCUCAAAAAAAGGAGUGACUCCACCAUUUUAUGAUAUCAGAUUUCUCACACAUACUAAUAGGGAAAUCAGGAAUGACUGUUUAAGUAAUUGUGCUGUCACAACAAAUACUGUUUUACAAGUCACUCCUAGUAGACCUGUGCUUUGACACAAGAAGUACAGUUGAAUCAACUGGCAUAUAUGUACAUGGUGUUGAGAGCUUGGGGCCAGAUAAGAAUGCUUUAAUCUCUCUUGAAAAUAAAGUUCAGCUGGAAUUUAAAAGAGUAUAAAAUAUUGUUAUGAACUGCCUUGAACAUGCUGUAACCUGUGAUGUGACACCGCAUAGCCAGCCUUGUCUGUUACCCAAUUACCGCCUUAAACUUUACAGCUCGUUGUCCCAUUUUACGCUCAAGGGGGGGGAAAAAAAGCACAAUAAUGUGGAGGUGCGUUUGCUGUCACAACUGUGAGGAAAAAACAUUAUAAUAGCUAACACGGAUUUUGGCUGGAUAAGCCAUUUCAGAAGACAUCGUGGUUUUGUCUUUUAAACAUUUAUGACAGUGAACACACCCCAGAGGAAAAACCUGCCUGAGCACAUGGAGUUUUGCAACCAUCCUUUGUAUUACUUGAAUCUGGAGAUGUGUAUGGAGAAAAUUGAAUUCUAAUAUUUCCUUCUUUUUUUUUUUGUUGGAUUCCUUUUAACUUUUUAAUGACUUUUGUAAAUGUAUUUUCUCUACAGCAGUGAAACUUCUAGUUUAUGCUGUCUGAAUAAAUAAUUUUAAGAGUG
Siniperca chuatsi (mandarin fish) is the source of this 3441-nucleotide messenger RNA. RefSeq names its product BCL2 associated agonist of cell death b (gene badb). Gene Ontology annotation, biological process: apoptotic process. The record is from RefSeq and is a predicted model, not a curated record. The coding region runs from base 183 to 686 and encodes 167 amino acids. The transcript has 4 exons. Lineage: Eukaryota; Metazoa; Chordata; Actinopteri; Centrarchiformes; Sinipercidae.